UCCGCCGAGAGGUGACUCCGGCGCCAGGAGCGGCGGGGGAGGGAGGCCGAGCCAGGAGCGCCCGCGAACACCCGCCGGCCGCCCGGGCUCACCUGGCCAGCAUCCUCUGCCAAUAUGGCUCGCCGGUCACAGAGUUCCUCACAGGGGGAUAAUCCCCUGGACCCCAACUACCUUCCACCCCACUACAAGGAAUACUACCGCCUGGCCCUGGACAAGCUGGCUGAGGAAGGUGAGGAGAGCUACCAUCGCUUCCUGGCCAAGGAGGAAGUCCCGGAUUUCCUCUGUGCCUCAGAAGUGGAACAUAUCGUCCAGCACCUGCAGAAGCCUCAGUAUGCCAGUCAGGAGGGUGGCGGCAGCACGGACUCUGGCCCUGGGGACACAGACGCCGACGGCUCUUCUGGCACUUACUGGCCCAUGAACUCUGACCUCGCUGUCCCAGAGCUGGAUCUUGGCUGGCCGAUGGUCUUUGGCUUCCGGGGGACUGAGGUGACGACUCUGGUACAGCCUCCACCCCCAGAUAACCCCAGCAUCAAGGAGGAGGCCCGGAGGAUGAUCCGUGCCGCGCAGCAGGUUGUGGCCAUCGUGAUGGACGUCUUCACGGAUGUGGACCUGCUGAGUGAGGUGCUGGACGCAGCUGCGCGCAGAGUUCCCGUCUAUAUCCUGCUGGAUGAGAUGAACGCCCAGCUCUUUCUCGACAUGGCGGCCAAGUGCAGAGUGAACCUGAACUACGUGGAAUUCCUGAGGGUGCGAACAGUAUCUGGCCCUACCUACUACUGUCGCACGGGGAUGUCAUUCAAGGGGCACGUGAAGGAGAAGUUCCUGCUGGUGGAUUGCAUGGUGGUGCUGAGCGGCAGCUACAGCUUUAUGUGGUCGUUUGAGAAGAUCCACCGAAGCAUCGCUCAUAUCUUCCAGGGAGAGUUGGUAGCCAGCUUUGAUGAGGAAUUCCGCAUUCUUUUUGCACAGUCAGACCCUUUGGUUCCUCCUGCCAAUGUCUUGAUGAAGGCAGAAAGCCUCAUAGCACCCUAUGGCUUGGCACCUUUUGGCAACAAUAUGCCCUUAUUCCCGAAGAAACCUCACCUGCUGUUCCCUAGAGAAGACAACCUAUUCUCCCCAUUUGUGGACAGAGUGGAUCCAGACAGAUACUUCUUGUCUUCUUUCAGAAGAGAUGACCUGUUGCGCCACACCAUGGAGGGUUCAGCAAUGAGAAUGUACUCCAAAAAGAUGGAAAUGGAAAAUGCCCAAAUGGAUCCUUUCCGGGGUUUUCUCCACUCCAAGCAACUGGAGAUGGAUUCAUUUAAAAGGCAUAGCUUUGCAGAGGGAACCUUUGAGAACUUCUCUGCUUCAAAGCAAUAUUCCAGACAGAUGUUCAUGAACAAUCUGGAUGAAUUUAAAAUCCAAUCAAGCCAUUUUCAGAAGGACCAGUUCUAUCAGUACAAGUUUGAACAUCCUCACGGAGCAAACAGGCCUCAGGGACUCUUUGAAAGAAUCCGAGGUGGCAGAACAGGGUUCGGUGAAUUGGAGGAUUAUACAGAUGCCUUAAGGUGCCCAGAACUGGAAUCCAAUUUCCCUCAUGAGAACUUCCCAUUGCGGCUGGAUUAUGUGCCUUCUAAUUCUUCCAAGGAAGUGAGACAUGGCUCUGACCAAGUGAAUCCAGCCGGAAACGGCCUUCUGGGGCUACCGCCUCUGAAACGGCAAAACAUGGGGCAGAAGUUCAUGUGCCAGACGUCCCCUACCCAGAAGCAGAGCCUGGAACAAAGGCUGUUUCUGCACGAGCAAGAUCAGGGUGCUGAUCAUGACAAGAAAACGCAAGAGAACAGGGCAGGUUUGCGCAACUGGAGGAUAUCCUCGUACCUGAGCGGGUGUCAGUCAGACUCAGGAGAAGAGGGACUCCCAACGCCAAUGGAAUCGGAGGCCUUCAGCGAGGGGCCGAGUCUUGCAGAGCCUCUCACCAGGUACCCGAGUGACCUCCUUCCCUCUUUCAAACCCUCGCUGCCGUUUAACAGUGCCAAAGAAAUAGCUGGGGCUGACAAAGCAGGCGAGGAGCCCUCUGUCUUGAAGCAGGACCCGUUCAGGAGCAGGAUAAACCCCCUGAUCCAGAGGAGCUCACGACUUAGGUCUUCCCUUAUUUUUAGUACUGCCAAGCUGGACCAGCAAAGCACAUCAGCUGAGAAAGUUCAGGUGCUCCAGAAAGAGCAGACGUCCAGCGAGAUCACGAGAGAUCAUGAAACGGUCAAAACUUCCACAACCUCCAAAGUAGCUGAGCUGCUAGAAAAGUACAAGACGGCAGGCAAAGACUCAGAGGGUACCACAGUCAGUCACUCGAAGGCCAUGUCAACAUUUCUCCAGGAGGAAUCCCAGAACGCAGAGAAGAAAUGUACCAAAUCGGUGCAGUAUAAGAUUUUGGAGAGCAGGGUACUGGACUCCAAAGACACCUUGAGUUAUAAGCUGCACACCGAGUCCGAUGCACAGUUUGGAGUGUCCCCUUCAUCCAGCCAACUCACGGAUGCCCUUAGUAAGGACACUAUAGCACAGAUUAGCAGUAAAAUGGACAAGUUAUCUUCUCGAUUUUAUCCAAUAGACAACAAACCCAGUCUUCCAGAGAAGGAGAGCCUCAUCUUUGUGGGAGAAACUCAGAAACUUGCUCUUCCAGAAAAGAAGGAGAAACCGUCAUUCAAAGGAGAAGUUCAGAACCCAGCUGUUGCGGAAUUUACAAAACCAGUACAAACAGAGACUGGUGUGAUAUCAAAGCCUGAGGGCUCCUCAAAGAACCAGGACUUGGACAACUCACUCAGUAAAUUGGAGGAAGAAUGUUGCAAGCAAGAGCAGAGCCCCAGAGAGUUUUUCAGGAAAGGGUCACUAAGGCUAAAGCAGCUGUUAAGCCCCAAAGGUGAGAAGAAGUCUGAAGAAGAAACUGUCUCUGAAAGCUGGAAGUCAGACAAGCAGAGUGUGGGCCUCCUCAAGCGAUUGUCCAAGGGUGAUUAUCAAGAAAUCACAGAGGAGGAGAAAUCUCCAAAGCUGACUUCAUCAUCUGUCCUUAAAGGGAAUCCACCUCGGUUUCCGACAUCGACUGCCAAUGUCCUCUACAGUAGUAACCUCCGUGAUGACACAAAGGUAAUUCUGGAACAAAUUUCUGCCAAUAGUCAGAAGAACCGAGCAGAGCUGGCUAGGCAUCUUCCAGUUGCUGGCAACCCUGAGCUGUCCAAGUCCACCACCAGUUUGGACAACAAAAGCGAAGAGAAAAGCAGCACAGUAAUCAGCCGGUCAGAGAGCUUUGGCAGCCAUAAGAGGCUAAUUCAGAGGGAGCCUUCUGAGGACAGGGAUUCCCUCCUGAAAAGGAUGGAGAGCAUGCGGAAAGAGAAGCGGGUCUACAGCCGUUUUGAGGUCUUCUGCAAGAAGGACGAACAGGGUGAAGAGGAAUGUGACGCAGAUGCCAAAGACAAGAAGAUGGGGAAGUUUAUGCCCAAGCUCCUGGGAACAUUCAAAACCAAAAAAUGACCUUCAACUUGCUGUCUAUUUCCACCUACCUGGUCCAGAGACACUGCCUGGGAAUAAAAGGGUGGUGGUAGACCCUAUUGACCCAGACAACUGUACUUGCCCACCCAUCCUAAAUGCUGAACAGGUUUGGCUGGGUGGCAGGGGAAGUGCCGGUCAGUUGAACUGUGACCAAAGGUCAUAUUGUGCAAUAGGAUGCUUCCACCUCCCGCCAAACCCCUUCAGUGCGCUAAUGGAAACCCCACAAAGGGAGUCCCAUAACCAAAGCAGCUUUCUCUGGCAAUAAGUGAAACACCAACUCUAAGCUAAUCUGCCAGGCCUGUGAGCCUCGCCGAGCUGUUUUUUUGAUAAAGAUCCAUCCUGCACAGUCUAAGAUGACUACUGUGACUCAGGACAGCACCUCUGGCUGCUCUUCCAAGGCAGAGCCUUUUGCUCUUAGCUGCAGCAGAGGCCUCCUUGACCAGCACUGACCCGCCUGGGAAGCCUUAAGCAGGCUUUUCAAAUGCUCUUGCUUUGUGGGAGGACUGGGUGGCAGGGAGGGGGUCCAAGGGCAUGCCUGGGGAGAGCAGAAUGCAGGGUUAGUAAAUAUACUGCUCACUCUUUCAAAAAAUUUCACAGGGGUUUUUUUUUCAGUGCUUCCUCAAAUUGCCAAAUUUUUCCAAUGGAAAUUUAAAAAAAGAAAAAAUCCUCCGAGUUGUGUCAUGCAAUAGAUUGUAUUAAAACCUUGUCUUAAGAUUU
Messenger RNA from Eublepharis macularius, 4230 nucleotides. RefSeq names its product family with sequence similarity 83 member H (gene SACK1H). NCBI's taxonomy places the organism in Eukaryota, Metazoa, Chordata, Lepidosauria, Squamata, Eublepharidae. The record is from RefSeq and is a predicted model, not a curated record. The coding region runs from base 115 to 3495 and encodes 1126 amino acids. Gene Ontology annotation, molecular function: keratin filament binding. Gene Ontology annotation, cellular component: keratin filament. The transcript has 5 exons. Gene Ontology annotation, biological process: positive regulation of cell migration; intermediate filament cytoskeleton organization; protein localization to cytoskeleton.